GCCGUGAGCCAGCCCGAUUGGUACCAUGGAGGGCAUCGCAAUCAAACUGGCCAAGGACCGCGAGGCGGCCGAGGGCCUGGGGUCGCACGAGAGAGCCGUCAAGUACCUCAACCAGGACUACGAGACGCUGCAAAGCGAGUGCCUGGAGGCCGGGGCGCUCUUCCAGGAUCCUUCCUUCCCCGCCCUGCCGUCCUCUCUGGGCUUCAAGGAGUUGGGGCCCUACUCCAGCAAAACUCGGGGCAUCGAAUGGAAGCGGCCCACGGAGAUCUGCUCUGACCCCCAAUUCAUUGUUGGAGGAGCCACCCGCACAGACAUCUGCCAAGGAGCCUUGGGGGACUGCUGGCUGCUGGCUGCCAUCGCCUCCCUCACCCUGAAUGAAGAAGUCCUGGCUCGGGUUGUGCCCCUAGAUCAGAGCUUCCAGGAGAACUACGCUGGCAUCUUCCACUUCCAGUUCUGGCAAUAUGGCGAAUGGGUGGAGGUGGUGGUGGAUGACAGGCUGCCCACUAAGGAUGGGGAGUUGCUCUUUGUACACUCGGCUGAAGGGAGCGAGUUCUGGAGCGCCCUGCUGGAGAAGGCCUAUGCCAAGAUCAACGGGUGCUAUGAAGCACUCUCAGGCGGAGCCACCACAGAGGGCUUUGAAGACUUCACAGGAGGCAUUGCUGAGUGGUAUGAGUUGAGGAAGCCUCCUCCCAACUUGUUCAAGAUCAUUCAGAAGGCUCUGGAGAAAGGCUCUCUUCUCGGCUGCUCCAUCGACAUCACCAGUGCUGCGGAUUCGGAGGCAGUCACGUACCAGAAGCUGGUGAAAGGACAUGCGUACUCCGUCACCGGAGCCGAGGAGGUUGAAAGCUCAGGAAGCCUGCAGAAGUUGAUCAGAAUCCGGAAUCCCUGGGGACAAGUAGAGUGGACCGGGAAAUGGAAUGACAACUGCCCCAGCUGGAACACGGUUGACCCAGAAGUGAGGGCAAGGCUGACUGAACGACAGGAGGAUGGAGAGUUCUGGAUGUCCUUCGGUGACUUCCUGAGGCACUACUCUCGCCUGGAGAUCUGCAACCUGACCCCUGACACCCUCACCUGUGACUCCUACAAGAAGUGGAAACUCACCAAGAUGGACGGGAACUGGAGGAGAGGCUCCACUGCAGGAGGCUGCAGGAACUACCCAAAUACCUUCUGGAUGAACCCUCAGUACCUAAUCAAGCUGGAGGAAGAGGAUGAAGAUGAUGAGGGUGGGGAGAGGGGCUGUACCUUCCUGGUGGGCCUCAUCCAGAAGCAUCGGCGGCGACAGAGGAAGAUGGGCGAGGAUAUGCACACCAUUGGCUUUGGCAUCUACGAGGUUCCAGAGGAGCUAACAGGACAGACGAAUAUCCACUUGGGCAAGAACUUUUUCCUCACCACCCGGGCCAGGGAGCGGUCAGAUACCUUCAUCAACCUCCGGGAGGUACUCAACCGCUUCAAGCUGCCCCCGGGGGAGUACAUCGUCGUCCCCUCCACCUUCGAGCCCCACAAGGAUGGCGAUUUCUGCAUCCGCGUCUUCUCAGAGAAGAAGGCCGACUACCAAGUUGUGGAUGAUGAAAUCGAGGCCAACGUUGAAGAGAUUGAAGCUAAUGAGGAGGACAUUGACGAUGGUUUCAGAAGGCUGUUUGUUCAGCUGGCAGGAGAGGAUGCGGAGAUCUCUGCCUUUGAGCUGCAGACCAUCUUGAGAAGAGUUCUAGCCAGGCGCCAAGAUAUCAAGUCAGAUGGCUUCAGCAUUGAGACCUGUAAAAUCAUGGUGGACAUGCUAGAUGAAGAUGGGAGUGGCAAGCUGGGGCUGAAGGAGUUCUACAUCCUCUGGACGAAGAUUCAGAAAUACCAAAAAAUUUACCGGGAAAUCGAUGUUGACAGGUCUGGAACCAUGAACUCCUACGAGAUGCGGAAAGCCUUGGAAGAAGCAGGUUUCAAGCUGCCCUGUCAACUCCACCAAGUCAUCGUUGCCCGGUUUUCAGAUGACGAACUCAUCAUCGAUUUUAACAACUUUGUCCGGUGUUUGGUUCGGCUGGAACUGCUAUUCAAGAUAUUCAAGCAGCUGGAUCCCGAGAACACUGGGAAGAUACAACUCAACCUUCUUUCUGACACAUUCUUCAUUGCUUUCAAGCUACACUGUCAUUAAAGGACAAGGAAACAGAAGGGUGGCGUGGUGAUUUAAGAGAAGACACUCACCAAUGCACUUUCCAGAUUCAUGGCUGAGCCUUGCUAAAAACCCAAGAUACUAAAACAUGGCAUGUGGAGCACACUUCUCUAGAAGAAAUUGCCAGAGAACCAAGAGUAUCUAUCUAAGUUUAGGACGAAAACUACAACCUUUCUCCCAGUCUGUUACAAUUUCAUGACCUUCUGAGAAUUCAACAGUCUCUCUGCUUCCCCUUGAGAACAAUCCUCCAUCUCAUUAACCAGGGCCAUUUCCUUACUAGGGAAUUAAAUUUAUUCAAAGAAUUCUGUUGGACAACAUGGAAAUUAUGGUUAAAAACAUGUAUAUUAAUUGAAAACUGGUUAGCAGAUUUUUUUCAUCACAAAAUAAGUUAGCUAUGUAAGGCUAUGCAUCUUUGCCUGACUUAGCCAUUUCAUAGAUAUAAAUCUGUUAUUUAAAGCUAGGUUAGGGGCUGGGAACACAGGGCUAGCAAGAUGGUUCAGCAGGUAAGGACACUGGCUGCCAAGCUUCGUGAACCUUGCUCAAUCUCCAAACUCCCCAACUGUCUUCUGAACACCACACACUUACUGUGGCACACACACACACAUACAUAGUAAAUGUUUUUAAAACUCCUUGAAACUCAUGUUCUAUACUGCAAAUAUGCACAAUUAGUUAUUAAUUUGCAAUAGAUGAGCUAGGUAGGUGAGACAUAUCUGUAACCCUGGCACUCAGAAGGCAGGAGGAUUGAGUUUGAAGCUAGCGUCAGCUACAUAGCAAGACUGCUUCUUCCCCUCCCCACAAAACGGGAGGAGGCGCUCAUCUAAGCAUGGUGUGGGAACAACUAUAAUCCCAGCACUUGAGAGACUAAGGCAUCAUAGAGCUGGAGAGAUGGCUCAGCAGAUGGUUUCACAACAAAUGCUGCUGUCUGGAAAGCAGCAGUUAAGAUACAGGGAAUGACUUAAAAUGGACAUUUGACAGGGAAUCACUGUCAGAAUCCAGAAUGCCAGGUCCCUGGGUCAAAGUCACCUGAAAGACUGAGCAGAUGAACUUUAGCAGACAGGUGUGGCAGGCUUCUACCUGGCAGCUAUGUGACAGACUUGUCUAUGUGACAGUUGAUGAAAACCCACCAGGGCUUCACAUGGACGGCCUCACCGUGAGCACACUGAGCUAUGAAGGCUUCACAUGGACGGCCUCACUGUGAGCACACUGAGCUCGGAAGGCAGGCGUCUCUAGUCUUUCCCACCAUCGGCUUAUCCAGCACAGAAAUGUUCCAACUGGAUCAGCAGAGACAGAACCCAGUGCCACGUGGAUGCGUCAUCUCCACCCUCUUCCCGUAAGCCUCUUUCCUGUUCCUUACCAACAGCAGAUCCGCAUCUUUUCCUUCCCGUCUACCUCUACGCUUCCUCACUCUUUCACACACCCAGCACACCUCCGUGAACACAGGCCACACAUAACAAGAGCCAAGCCCAUCAAAGAGCUUGCUUUGGAUCUUCCUACUUCCAUUCCCCAAGUGCUGGGGAUAUGGGCAUGACCCACGGCACCGGGCUUAAACCUAUGGAAGAGCCUAACGCAAAAAUCUUGGAAACACAUUAUUCUGGCUUUCAAACCUAUUAAUACUUUCCUAAGUAUAGUCAGUUGCCCUGUAAACGUGGCUGUGAGUCUAAAUUAAAGACAUCAGAAACCUAAGCUUUAUGUAUUUUUUUUUAAAGAUUUUAUGUGUCUGAGUGUUUUGCCUGCAUGCAUAUGCCUGUACCAUGUGUGUGCAGUGAGCAGGCAUCUAGAACUAGAGUCCAUAGAUGGUUAAGAGCUGCCAUAGAGGUGCUGGGAACUGAACUUGGGUCCUCUGCGAGAGCAGCAAGUACUCUUAGCUGCUGAGCCAUCUCUCCAGCCCAGGAUCACGUCUUACUAACAAAGGCAGUAAAUCGCACUGGACCUACACAACAGUUCAUGCAAAGCUCUGCUUUACCAUACAUGGAACAUGGUCAGUGUUAGAGCGACUUACUCCUAGCAAGUUGCGUGGAACAUAGCCUUCCUUGUCAUGGAGGCGUGCCCACCACCACUCGAUUUCAUCCUCAUCUUCUCUGCGGACGACGGUCAUGCAAUCCCCUUCUCUCAUGAGCAGCUCAUCUUCAUUCUGGGGCUCAUAGUCCCACAGUGCAUAAAUGACUCCUUUGUUCAUGAUGCCCAUCUUCUCCUGAACUCCUACAGCAGGGACAGAAGGGAGCGACCGCACAGGAUUCAGCUCUCAGAUUACACCACUCCUAAGAACUUUAAACGCUAUCAACAAUAGGAAAAGGAUACUCACUAGAGCGUCACGACUACAGUAAGCAUUCAAGAAAUAAAUGUCCCAGCAUGAGACAGAAACUGGAAACCCAGCAGUGUUUACAGAACACAGAACGAUGCCAUGCUACAAGGCCCAAAACAGGCACCUUCUCUGCAUCUCACAGAGCUUGCCUUCCCCAGAAAGGAAGCCUUCUGCUAGCCCAGGAACUAAAAGAAAAACUGCUUGAAUCCAAGGCAUUAAAAAGGAAAUGACGGGCUUGUCAACUUUCGGCUUACUUCUAAGCAUAAUGACCAAGGAGCCCUGUAACUUCAGUCUUCACCAGACACCCAGAGCAAACAGGGAAACUUUCAAAGAGCUCUACAGCAAUUCCUAGUACUUUUAAGAAAAAGGACAACAUCAUGUGUUAGAAAGCAGAACACAGCAGGUUAAUGAGACAGAAAAGUCUAUAUAUGGCUACUUUCUAUACAUGGAAAAUCAGAAUUCUGGAUGCUGAAAUCAACAAACAGGGCAGAAGAAAAUCCUCAAAAGGCCAUUGCCCAGGAGUUAUUUCAUGACUGUGAGUUAGGUCUAGCUUCCUCAUUGUGUACCCUAAACGUGAAGGGUGGCACAAGGCUAGAGAAACUAGACACCCUGGCACCACUGGAAGCAGGCAGAGGGAGGUGAGCGGGGCAUGGCAACAAGGUUUCUGCCAUUAAUUUUCAUUUACCUUUAUGUCUUAAAAACACAUGAAAAUAUCUGCUUGACUUUUGAACAUGUUUUUCAACUCUGAGCUCCCAAAAAUUAGUAGUUAGCCUAUGACAAUUAGUGUAUCAAUUAAUAACUAGCAUGUGCUGUAUCUCUUGCUCUGGGAAAAACAAAACAAAAAAACUCCAAAGAAAUGAAAGGUUCUCUUCCAAAAACCAAUAAAACCUUUUAAAAUGACAUGAAAAACAGGAGAGGACAAAAGCUGGUAGUGUCAUUAGGUGGGAAAUCAUUCAUGAAGCUUGUAUAAGCCCCCAGGUUUCUACCCCAACACCACAAACAAGACUUUAGGACAAAACCUCACACAAAUGUAACUCUGCAAGGUUGUAAAGCUUCAUUUUGUUUUUGUUUGGGAUGGGAAUGGAAAGAAAUCCUAGUUACUUAUAAUACACUCAAAUUAGCAAUUCAAGUCCCAGUUUUCAACAGAAUUUCCAUUAAGAAUGGGGGUGGGAGGGAGAGAUGCUAAGUUAAGAGUACCAGCCACUCUUCCAGAGGACCUGGGGCUCAAUUCCCAGCACCACCCACAUGGAGGCUCACAGCCCUCUCUAACUCUAGUUCCAAAGGACCCAAUGCCCUCUUCUGGUCUCCAAGAGUACUGCAUGAUGGUGGCGCAUAGGCUAAAAGAAAAUGUAAUAUGAAAAUAAAUUUUACAAAAGAUCCAGCUAUCAGAGAGAUCAGGUUCUUCUCCCUAAGUCAGGAGCUGUGCCCAGGCCAUCAUCAGUGACCCUUCAUAAUGUAUCCUCACCCCUGACAUCUGUGAUAUAAUUCAGGUACCAAAAGAGUCUGACCAAAAAGCC
Cricetulus griseus (Chinese hamster) is the source of this 5980-nucleotide messenger RNA. The record is from RefSeq and is a predicted model, not a curated record. NCBI's taxonomy places the organism in Eukaryota, Metazoa, Chordata, Mammalia, Rodentia, Cricetidae.